Messenger RNA from Ostrinia furnacalis (Asian corn borer), 1720 nucleotides. RefSeq names its product pre-mRNA-splicing factor Syf2. NCBI's taxonomy places the organism in Eukaryota, Metazoa, Arthropoda, Insecta, Lepidoptera, Crambidae. Gene Ontology annotation, cellular component: Prp19 complex; catalytic step 2 spliceosome; post-mRNA release spliceosomal complex. Bases 69 to 773 code for a protein of 234 amino acids. The transcript has a single exon. The record is from RefSeq and is a predicted model, not a curated record.
UCAAAUGAUUGCAAUAAAUAAUUUUAUUGCGUUUUUGUGUAUUUUGUAAAUUUUAUUCUCUAUCAGCUAUGAGUUCUACCGCUGAAGAAUCAUCUAUUCCUAAAGAAAUGACUUUUGCUGAAAAACAAGCCGAAAGAAUGAAGAGACUUCGCUCUCUCCACACAGCGAGAAACGAAGCGAGGUCGCACAACCAUCAAGAAGUUGUUGCUGAGGAAGCCAGGAAUAAGUUGCCACCUAAUUACGAAGCGAAACGUCGCCAAGCAGAGUGGUUGAUGGAAGACCAGAAGAAGCGGGAGGAGGCAGAGAGUGAAGGGAAAAGUUACGACAGAGUGAAGCUCUUGAACAUUUCUGCAGUGGAGGCAGAGCGUUUGGAACGUAAGAGGAAGAAAAAGAAUCCUGAUCAGGGCUUUUCCAGUUACGAACAGGCUACAGUUCGGCAGUAUAACAGGCUCGUUAAAAAUAUGCCAUCAGCUGACAUGGAGCAGUAUGAAAAACAAAAACAAAAGUAUGGCGAUGCAUUCUAUGGUGGUCCCAAUGUGAUAUUGCAUGGAAUGCAUGAAGAUCGCAAAGAUGCAGUGGACAGGAUGGUGAAUGAUCUGGAAGGGCAGAUUGCCAAGAGAGCUAAAUACUCCAGAAGGCGUACUCAUAAUGACGACGCUGACAUUGAUUACAUCAACGAGAGGAACGCUAAGUUCAACAAAAAGUUGGAACGAUUCUAUGGGGAGCACACAGCGGAGAUUAAACAGAAUUUGGAACGUGGUACAGCCAUAUAGUUCUUGUGCAUCUGCAGUGUUUUAUUAUAAGUUUUAAGUACUUUAUAUUGUAAAGGCUAAUAUUACUUUCUAAAAAUGUUGUCGUUUCUUUUCUCAUACUCUGGAAAAGUUGUUCGACCAGGGCACCGGCCUAUCUAUUCAAAUUAGGACCUUAACUGUCAUGUUUUUGGAGUAAUAUUUACUGUAAAUAGUAUUUUGUAAGAUAAUCUCUUGGGAAAUAAUGAAAUUCAAAAUAUAAACAAUUUCAAUAACAAGUUUAUUUUGAUAAAUGUGCUGAUUAAAUAAAAAAAAUAGUACAUAAUAUCAAAUACAUAUUUUACAUAAUGUAAAUAAACUAUAAAAGCAAUGUAUACUUGUAAACAGUGUGUGACAAGUUCACUUAUUUCCAUGAUGUACAUUUUUUUCUGCUUGACUCAAGUAAUUGACUAAUUAAUACUUGAUUACUGUUUUCAUUGAUUACAUUUUCCUAUUAAAUAUUUUAUAAGUUUUUCAUUUAUAGCCCUAUCUAAUAAAUUGUGUAUACUUUUUACAAUAACUUAUUGUUAUUUAAAAUUGAAGUGUUAAAAUUAACACUUAAAAUGUAUUUUUCUAACAAAUAGUAAAUUUAAUAUUAUUUCAUGUAGGAUACUCAGAAGUCUGGAAAAUAAUUUAAGUUAGGACAUUUGAUUAUCUAAACCAGAUUUUGUAAUAAAGAUAAGAGAGUUUGUAUUAUGUAAAAUGAAUUAUUAUUAUAGACAAAGGUAUUACUUUCGAUUUUUAUUAAUAUGAAACCUUUGAAGAACAGUAAAAUGCCCUAGCCUGACUGUUUUUUCAAUAUUAUAAUGUAAAGCAUUCUAUAUUUAUAGUUGAUGCUAUACCUACAUAUUAAAAUAAUAUAAUUACGUAUUUAUAUAAAAUGAGCACAAGUUUUAUACAGAAAGAAAUGCUUAGGUAAUAAUGUUUACAUA